AUGUCAGCUUUUGAAACACCAUUGCGGCCACCAAAAACGCCAGACUACCGUCCAAAUCUGGACGAGGCGAUGGAAUUAACGUACACUGAUCCGAACCUAGAAUCGUACCCAGAGGAUAGCCCUCCAGCAUCACAACUCGAGCCAAGGCAUAAAGCUGAAUUAGCCAAACAACGCAGCAACAAGGUCUACGCCUUCAAAAAGAAAGCCGUCAAAAAGAAAACCUUCCGAGGAAUAGCCGAUCCACGCGGCAGCCAAGGAAGAGGAAACAUGAAGACACCAUCAGCGCUAUCCAGUUCAAGAAGCAAAAAACUGAAACCUCCAUUUUAA
Molecule: messenger RNA, 327 nt
Organism: Pocillopora meandrina
Lineage: Eukaryota; Metazoa; Cnidaria; Anthozoa; Scleractinia; Pocilloporidae
Source: the annotation of a GenBank genome assembly